Messenger RNA from Pseudomyrmex gracilis, 11231 nucleotides. RefSeq lists its product as uncharacterized. Lineage: Eukaryota; Metazoa; Arthropoda; Insecta; Hymenoptera; Formicidae. The transcript has 5 exons. The record is from RefSeq and is a predicted model, not a curated record. Bases 252 to 4394 code for a protein of 1380 amino acids.
GGUAAACGCGAGAGAGGCGGUAAACGGCGGUCGCGAUCCUCCUCUCGAUAGCACGGAAUCGGAUCGCGCGCGAUUCGCACUUUGAUUCACGCGCGAGAAGCCGCAAGCGAGCGCACGCCCGUAUCUCGUAUAUAUCGAUUGGCACUACACGCGUCUGGUUUAAUUCAUUCGAUCUCUCGUGGUGAUUUCCUGUGGAUAUUCGCUCGAAAGCGUAUCCGUACCGGAGACUCGCAUACAAAAUUAGCGGAUAAAUGACCUCAUGGUCUGCCACAAUGCCGUCGGUGCUACUAAUAAAUUGUAUUCUAACAACGUGGUGGUUCGUCGCCACAGAUGCGAUUACCGUAUCGAUAGAUCGCGCUGACGUUAACGCCCCAUCGACACGAUCGUCGAUGAUCGCAAACGGAUGGCGGCCCCUGACCACUUCCUACGAGGAAACGAUCGGCACGAACGUGUCGCCGUCGAGUCAUCUGGAGAAAAACGUUCAGGUGCAUCCGGUUCUGAGCAAGUUCCAGGAGCACAUGGCGGCCUCGGAGAAACUUAAACCGCCGCGAAAGGGCAAACCGCCGAUUCACGAGUACAGUCCGCCGAGCAUACUCGGCAGUUUUUCGGUGUUCGGUCACGCGGCGACGAAGGCGCGCGGCGAAACCAAGACGUCGAGCAAGCACGUGGCCACGGAGACCAGAGAGUACACGUUUCUGAUACCGCCUCCGAAGGACGCGUAUCGCUUCGAGCUGAACCAACAUCGAAAACCGAUCUUGCGCGACAGCGGCAGUUUUCUCAGACAACCGCAAUACGCCCCGGCGCACGAGGACAUCAUUCAGCAGCCGUCGGACUCGGUGCGAGCGGGAACUUACUUCAUCAAGAACUACGCGUCCAGCACGAAUCGUCCGUACGUGCCGCCGUUCGCGAUGCCGCAGUCUCUGCAACCCCCGCGCCAUCAGGCGAAGCCGUUCGAGUCGCUGAAGGUGUCGAACAACAACGCGAAACCGUACUUCCAGCCGCCGGGCGCCCAAGUUCCGGGCGAUUUCGGCAAGCAGAGGAUCGGCAACGACGCCUACACCGACCGAUACCAGCAGCCGCAGUCGCACAGCGCCCAGAUCCUGAACUCGGCGAACAGCGGGAACUUCUACAGCCAGGUGAAUCAUCCGGGUCACUUCAAGUCCACUUACGAGAGAGAUCCCGCAUUCCUCGUGCACGAGAGUCACGAGAUCAGCUACGUGACGCCGUCCGAUACGUACAACUCGUACAACUUCCGACCCUCGUUGCCGUACGAGACCCUAUUGCCGCCCGCGGUCUACACGUCCUCGUCGACGCUGCCACCCACCACCGCGGUCACGCGCAAUCCCAACAAAUAUGAUCAGAACGACGCUAUUGUGGAAGACUACAAUAAGCGUCCGGAUCCGAGCACUCGGAACAAACAACAGGAAAAAGGCGCUCGCACGGAAACGCCCAAUUCCAGAACGACGAGUACUUACUACGUGUCGGAGCAUCAGGAUCUGACGCCGCCCACGUGGCCCAAGAGCAAAUACACUUCCGACAUCAACGAGGUGCUGCCGCGUGAGAAUCCGCCGAGCAAAUUCAACCAGGACGUCGCGAAUCAAAAUCAGAUCACGCAGGUGCCGAAGAUCGGCUACCACAGACCGCAGAAUACCUUCGAGCCCGUUGAGGUUUACCAGCAACCGACGGCGAUACCGGAUUACGAAACGCCCGAGACUAUCUCGUUGAAACAUUUCAACGAGCAACAGUUUCUGCUUCAGCAACAGUUGCUGCAGCGCGAUCGCGAGAGACUGGCGGAGCAGGAACGUCAGCAGAAACUGGAGAUCGAGCAGCAGCAGCAGGAGGAGCUGAAGAAACGACAGGAAGAGCUGAAUCAGCUUCUGCAGCAGGAGAAGGAGGAAGAAGAGGCGGCCAGACUGGCCGCGGAAUCCGCGAAGAAUCAGUCACAGGAACUCGUCAAGAUCUCGGGCGAGAUGCCGUACACGAUUCAACUGGCGCAGUUCGAGCCGCAAGUCACCACGGCUGUUGACGUCCCGGUGUCGCAGCCGGAUAUUUACAACCUCGAGCAACUGAGACUCCAACCUCAGAUACCUCAGAACCCGGAGGACCACGUGAACCACAAUUAUCAAUACCAGCAAAACUACCAGAACGAGUACCAGGAGCAACAGGUCGAUUAUCGCGAGCCGCAAAUCGAGACGAGACCGUAUCGUCCGCAGAAAUCGUCUUCGCGUGAUCCGCAACGUCGCAAGAAACCCACGACCGUCGCGUACGCCGACGUUUCGCCGACGGAACCGCCGAGUCAGUCGCCGGAGACGUCCGUUCCGUCCUCGUUCGGUCUUUACUCGGAGGAAGUGCCGAUUCAGACGACGGUGGCGCCGGAGACGCAAACUCUGCCGGCGACGCAGAAACCCAGAACUCGUCGUCCGGGCGCGCCGGGUCGACGAAGAAAGCCGACGACGACGACGACGACGACAACGACCACGCAGGAGCCGCCCGUCACAGAGUCCCACGGCGUUGAAGACUUGGACUUCCUCAAAUACAACCGGGAGGAAGCGCACAGUCAAUACGACUCGCGAAGAAGACGAGUAAAACCCACUCAGGCGAGCUACAACGACAACGCGGAGAAGCGAGGAAACAGAAAACGACCCGGUCAUCGAACCCGAGUGAGCCACGAGGAGCCCUUCGACACGCAGGUCGUCACGGAGAACGCGCACAUCUCGCAAAACUUCCAGACGACGGAGUCCGCGCCGAGUUACGUUGAGGAGCAGAACAACCAGUUCGCGACAAAUCAGCCGAGCGUGUACGGGACGAGUCACGUGAGGGAGCAGUACCCGACGAGCGAGCCGUUUAAUCAGUAUUAUGAUUAUUCGUCGCAGCAGAACGAGGAACAUCGCGAGAAUCACGAGGAGAACGGCACCGUGGCGCCGGUUCAAGCGGAAUACUUGACCGAAAUCAGCCGUGACAAGAUCGAGGACUACAGCGUGGUCGAUACUCGUCAGCAGAACGCCAAUGUUGUCACCGGCAUACCGCUCGAGGACCUGUACGUGAAAACCGACGGGAAUUACUACGAUCGCGCGACCACAACAGCGCCGACGACCACGACUACAACGACAACAACCACCACACCGUCACCUACUACGGAGGCCGUCGCUCAGGUUAUCUCCUCCACGUUGCGAUCCCACAAGAUCGGCCGCCCGUUGAGAUACGGCAACGCCACGAGACCGCGCUUCAGCGUCAAGGAUUACAAGAGUCGAUUGGAUUACAAGAGCAGAUUAUCUCAAGCCUCGACAACGGAGUCCGCGCCAACGAACUCCGGCGAAACAUCGACGCGAAAUCCCCAUCCCAAACAGAGAGGCUCGUCGAGCGCGAAGAAUCAACAGCAACAGAUCCAAUCGGGCGAUAACGUGAGAGAGACCACGGGUAGGUACAAGUACGUCUCCAGAGUGAACUAUCGAACCACCACGUCGUCACCUGUCGCCAGGGAUCACGAACGAAUCUCGGACGAAAGCGCGUCCUCGACGACCGAGAAGAGCAACAGGUUCGUGCCGAAGAGACGACCGAUCAGCAGCAACGUCUAUCGAAGCAGAAUCACGUCCACCACGGCCAGUUCAGUUCGAUCUCAAGCUAACGGCGACGCGCGGGGUUCGGCGCAGGGCUCGGCCCAGGUUAACGCCAGGCAGAGCUCGACGCGGCCGGAAAACGUGUACUCGUCGACGAUACGGAGACGACCGGUUAUGAAGAGCAGACUGUCGCACAAGGAGGUGUCCACGGCGUAUCCGGACAGCAAGCGGCAGGAAGAGCCUACGGAAAUGGCCGCCGAGGAAACCAGUUUCUACUCGGCCAUGACGACCGCCGCCUCGUCGACCGUUCGUCUAGUGGGCAACGAGAUCGUCAACGAGAAAGGGGAGACGAACGACCUUCCCGUGAAACUCGGCGCGCAAGAGAGCAAAAACGAGAACUCGAUGGAGAAAAUUGCUUCUCGAGAAAACGAGGAGAAGAUCGAAACGGCGCCGAUCGAUGCGACGACCGCUGCGGUCGAUAGCUCCGAUCGCGAGCUCAUCUCCAACGACGCGCUCGCGCAUCGAGUCGAGAAGCUCCCGGAAGUUCCCCGCGAAGAAACUAAGACGGCGAACGCGUCCCGUGAGAAAGAUCCGGAAGCCGCGACGGAGACGGUGACGAAGUUCGAGUUGCCUUCCGACGAGGAGGAACUGCUUGCCAAGCAGUCGCAGAGCGUGGCGGAUCUGACGAGUUCCGCAUCCGCGCUCUACGACAAGCCCGGUAUGUUCAAGGCGGUCUCGCCGGAGAGCAGGAUCGUUUCCUCGCACUUCAAGAUCAGCACGGACGAGCCGACGUUGCCCAUCGAGGCCUUCUUCGAGGAACUGUCGAAGAAGAAUUGACGACGCGGAGCGUCGAACUCCGAAAGGAGGAGGCGGAAGGAGGAAGGGAGGCAGAUUGUUGCAGAGAAUCUCACGCGAUCGAUAAUUCCAACUUACACGAGCAAUGCAAAGAUCGCGAGGAGAAACUGUGAGAAUUUCCGUUCGAGAAAUGUGUGAAAACGCGAAACAUUCAAGAUAUUUCCGACGAUAUGCAAUAUUUCGCGUAGGAAUCUAUGUUUGAAAUGAAAAAAAAAAAAAAAAAAAAAAAAAAAAAAACAGAAAAAAAAUCACAAAACAAAAUUACAUUCAAAAAGACGACGGGCUUUCUCGAAACGUCGCAUUGCCGUUCUCGUUCAACGUUGAAUAAAAAAAAAAAAAAAAGAGAAAACAUUUCGAGAGAACAAGAAGUAGAGACGUGCAUAUUACGUAUUUUACGUAUACCGCAGUAAUUUUACAAAGUACUUAUUUCUAAAUUAUCGUCACAUCGCAUCCACGCGAUCAUCAUUUCACGAGCGUAUUCCGCUCGCUCGAUGUAGAUAUAUUUAUAAUUAGAGAGAGAGAGAGAGAGAGAGAGAGAGAGAGAGAAAGAGAGAAAAGAUUUUAACAAUGUUUGAUUUUUAUUUUAUUUUAGAGUCGUUAUACCAAAAACGCCGAGUCUACGGAAAAAGCGUUGCUGCUCGAUGAAACUGUUGGGAAAAGCAGUCACGUUUUUUCUCGUACUCACGAAAGAAGCUCGGCAGGACAUUACGUACACGUGCAAUAUCUGUAGAAAAAAAGCGAACCACUCGACCUGCUCACGUCCCGUGGUAAAUAUUCUUCGUUGGUUUUCGCGUCGUUUACGCUAGAUUAUUUGCAAAUAAAGAAACAGAAAUACAAAUUUUACGUAUAACGUGUGUAAUAGUUACAUGUAACAAUUAGGGUGAAAUCAUCGAGAAAUCAUGUCAUAUUAUAUUUAUUUAAAAUACGCGCGAGAUCACAUCCCCUCUAUAAUCCCCACAUCUCAUCGUUACCUUUCACAACACAUUGGAGAUGUAAGAGAGAACAUUAAUGAAAGCUAUUUUAAAAACACAUACUGUAAAUAGAAAUACGUAGAGCGCGUGUGUACAGAAACUAUUUUUCAUUAUUAAACGCACAGCUCUGGGAGCGCGCAAAAAACACAAAUGUUGUUGUUUUAACGAAGGAAUGUUUUACGUGAAAAAUAUUAUUUUGAAAUUAAAUUAAGUCAGAAAACGCGAUAAUAAUCAUUAAAAAAAUAUAACGGCAAAAAUAAAAAUUCUGCAUUAAACCUUUUGCGGUAGAGAUAUAAACGUAUUUUCCGAAACAUUAAAAAUUACUCUAACAAAGCUACAUAUACACUUCGAAUUUAUUACAUCGCUCAGCGUGUUUUAUUAAUAAUUUAUACACACAUAUGUAUCUCAAUAUUUUUAUAUUUGAUUAUAUAAUUGAAUAUUAUAUAAUCGAUAUGUUCAUUUUAAUUUUACGUUAUUUAUGUAUUCGACAAUGAUUAUGUAUAUUGUAAAUAAAUAUAUGUACCAACUAUAAAUAAAUUAUAAUUAGUGUACGUUAAGAGAGUUCUUGAUUGAAAUUUAGUUUAGAAUUUAUAGUUUAAUUGGAUUGACGUAACAAUAUAUAUAUAUAUAAUCGGAGAAAUCGUAAAGAAAUUAAAAUACUACACACUAUUUAUGAAAUAACCAUAAAGGAGAGAGAGAGAGAGAGAGAGAAGAGAGAGAGUUAAUAAGGAAAUAACGUCACUUUAAACAUCAUAUACAAUCAUUUGAUUUAAUAAUUUGCUCAAUAUCCUUUCAACACUAUAUUUGAGUUACGGCAAAUGAUUACAUGUAUUUAAUAUAUUAUAAUCGUGAACAAGUAAAAUACUAUUUCGCGAAAUAGCAACGCAAACUCCGAAACUCUAAAGUACUAGAGAUCUCUCUUUGAAAAUUCUAAAGAGACAUACACACUGGAGGAUUGGCGAAGUGUACUUCUCUUACGGUUGUAGUAACUACUCUCAAAUUUUCUUGCGACGGAUUGUGCAACAUUGACUCUUCUUUUUUUUUUACUUUCAUUCCAAAUGUAUUCGCAAAUCAGAAUCAUUUUUUAUUCUAACAAAGCGGCGUUUGCGUAUAUGGCAAAGGAUGGUAAAUGUAGCACAAUUUGUACUCACAAUUUCGUAUGUACUGUACAAUUCAUUGUUUUUUCCCAAUCGCUAUACGACGAACUAGCAUUCUACAAUCUCGACAUAAUUAUCGAUGUUAUAAUUAUAGCAAAAACGAGACAGUAUUUUACCCGUCUCGAUAUAUUUCUUAGUAGUAAUUUUUCUCUGAUCAUCAACUUCCUUCGCCGAUUACAUAUGUGUGUUCGUGUAUGUAUGUAUGUAUGUAUGACUGUGUGUGUGUGUAAAACCUACGAAUACUUUUUACUUCGACGAUAUCUAAUUUAGAAUUAUGCACAGGCCAUACAUUUCACAUGUAUAUAUACCGACUAUAUGCGUACUUACUUCACACGCAUAUGUGUGUGUCUGUGUGUGUUUCUAUACACACAUCUAUAACGGGUAUUCAUAUAUAUAUAUAUAUAUACAUAUAUAUAUAUAUAUAUAUGCAUACACGUCAGCUGAAGUUUUGUGUAUAUCGUAAAACUCCGUAUGUAUAAUUGACAGUUAAAAGUUGUUGUUUUAUAUAGUAACUCGAGGUACAGUUCACAUAUAUGUACAAUAGUAUUAAACUAUAAAAACAAAAAACAAUAUAUAUAUAUAUAUAGGCACGCUAAAGUAUACUUUUUUAUGUACAUGCACGCGCAUCUGCUGCGCCGAGUGAGCAAAACCAUGGACGUCGUGGUUACGUUCUCGUUUACUCUCUUUAUCGUGGCAAUCGCACGUUGCCAAGCUAAAGGACUCACGCGUUUGCGACUCUAAGUUAUUUACUAAGCGCGUAUAUUAUCGCGCAAAUAAUUUUUUUCCGCGUCGCGAUAAGCCGCUUUGUUGCACAAUAAAGAAAAGAGCACACUCUUCAAGAGUGAAACAUUGAUAAAAAUAUGGAAGAAACGUUGAUAUAUCUUUUCUAGCGCGCGAUGAGACUCGAAAUAAUAAUAAGAAUUUUUUUUUCUUUUUUUGACUCUUUGAGGGAAAUAUGUUUAAUUGCCGUUGGGCCUGUCGGGAGAAAGCGAAGAUUCGCGUCGAUCCACCCGUCGAUCUGCAACGCGAUAACUUGUUUUCAGGUGAAACAGCGUGUGAAAAUCUGCCACGUCAUCGCGCAUGUGUCGAUGCACAUUUACAAUUUGCUCGAUAACAAGCAAACUAACUAAUCGCGAUCGAAACUGAACGCCUAGAAGGUACAUUAUUUAUUUGACGCGAAAGUUGGAACAUUAAUCGUUCUUUAAAAGUUCUCUCGUCUCCGUGUUUCGGUUUUCUUUUUUUCUUUUUUUUUUUUUUGCGUCUUUUACACGAAAGAAUCAUUAAUAUUCUGAGAGAGAACGAAGAGACAAAAGAGCGAACCGAGCCAACGUGUGAAACGCGAAACUUAAAAGGCACCUUUAUGUUGCCUCGGAAGAUUAAUUAGUUACAAGCGGAAUAAUAGAGCAUUUAUUUAAGAGAUGGCUAAGUUAUGGCUAUUAUAUAUAUAUAUAUAUAUACCCAAGGGAACGAGUAUAGCGUUUCAACAUUCAAUUAUAUCUUAUAUCAGAGAGUUUAUUUUAGAUCUAUCGCGAAAACUGGCUAGUGUACGUGUACGUGUGUGUGUGUCUGUAUGAAUUUUUUAUUUUAAUAAUAUUUCUCUGUGUGUGGUUUUAUACAAAACAUUAAAAAAAGAAAUGAAUUUCAAUUUUGAUAUUUUGAAGAAUGUAAAGUUUAUUUCUCAACAUUUAUUUUUUUUUUGUUAUCUUGGAAUAAUUCGCUGCGAUUCUUUCGUACAUAGAAAUUUUUUGGCAGAACGAAAACAAAAACAUCGAUGAAUUUUUCACACAAUUUCCGGACGUAUCUAUUAUAUUUCGCAUGUGUGUAUACACCUUUGUGAAAUAAAAAUAUGUAUUUUUUGGCUUUAAGCUUUUUAUCCGUUGCUCACGGUCGUACAAUCGCAUCGGCGGGAAUAUUUUAUCAAUUUAAUUGCUCGUGUAUCGCUGAAAAAAAAAAAAGAAGAGCAACAGUGGCUUAACCAGUUGACAAUUGAAUUUCGAAUAUUUUAGCGAAAGAAAGAAAGAGAAGAGAGAGCAAGCGCGUGAACGAUCUCGCACGAUGCACACUUUGUAUUUCGGCAUCAUUGCUCUGAAAGAAGUUCAGAAAUGAAUAAUCGAGUACGAUUAAUUUUUUAAACAGCGCGCAUUCUAGUGCGAUCCCGAAUAAAAAUUCUAGUCAAAAACCGGUCUGUGCGGUUACGCCACUGUGUGUGUAUGUGUGUGUGUGUACAACACGCGCAUACGUGCGUGUUUCGAGUAUAUUUUUCGUAAAAAUAUAAAAAAGACAGCAUCUUUGAGAAUAAACGCACGAGUUUGGUUUGAAAACAUACCAUAGAAAAGGAGAAGUUAUACAGUACGCCUCGUGUGUGUAUAAAUACGCAUAUAUGUAUACAUGUACGAUUUAUGGAAAUAUUCCGUUUACGAUAAACCUUGAUUUUUUUUUUUAUUUUAGACAGUGGUACAUGUUUAAUGAUAGCUCAAGCUGAUAUUGAUAUUUUUCUAUCUAAACGCCUAUUAGCGCGAUUAACCGAUCGGCCUGUGUGUGCCGGACCGCAACAAAUUUUCUCGCGCGCGCAUUAAUCUUUGUUAUACCCUAGGAAAACUCGCGAGUCAUGAAAGUCAUGACUCGGCGCACACAACACCGCGGCAAUUAUACACUCCUCCGAUUCAAGCAAAAUAUAUAUACAUAUAUAUAUAUAUAUAAUAUAUAUAUACAUACAUGUAUAUAUUCGAUUCUCUCGUUCUCGCUCGUUGCGGAAUUAUACAUUAACAUAAACGACGUCAUUAUUCAUUAACAUAAACGACGUUAUUAUUUAUUUUGCGAAAUUCUGCGUUACGAAGUUAAUGGAGAAUAUCAAAAUUCUAAAUUUAAAGAAUAUAUUAUUUCGCGCGAAAAAUAACAACCACUGGCGCGGAAAUGUACAUUAAUAUACGGUAAAAAUACGCGACGCGAAAGAUGAAUAAAAUUUAUAUAAUUUUUCAUGCAAAAACAUCGAAACGUUAGAAUUUACACUUUUCAAUCUUUAACGUUUACUACUCUCUGAUGUCGCAGAUUUCAAACUUUUCAAACAAACUAGAAUAUUAAAUUCUCAAAUAAUUAAUUUCCAAAUGUAACGAGUUUCAAAUUUAUUAAAACUAUCAAAUCGAAGUGUGUGUAACUUGUACUUGAUUACUAAUUUACUAAUUCUCUGAUUUAUAACAGUUGCAACAAAUUUUUAUAUAGGUAUCACAUAUUUAUACGUUCGAAUACUCGUAUUUUUUUUUUUUUUUUUAUGUCAUAUAUAUACACCUCCAUUUCUUACACUUUGACAUAUCGCGUAUAGGCUCAUGUUCGCACGAGACGUAUGUGAUAUACGAUCUAAUAGCACCGGCCGGUGUGUGUGGCUACGCUCACAUCAAAGCGAAUCUUUCACUUCGACAACCGCCACUUUUUCAUACGUCACCGCUUCAAUCGUGGUAAUGGCUUUUCUCGUGAAAGGGACCAACCAGAAAACGUGUGUGUGUGUGUGUGUGUGUGUGUGUAUGUGAGGGGGGGCCGAUUGGUUAACGCGAUGUACUUAUAACACUUUCAAGCGGGUCUUCCUAAUGCUACGACCCUUUUUUAGAAUUUCCAUGUGUGGCUUUGAGACGUUGGUCCACUUAGUUUAUAGUACGUUUUAUUAUCACGUUUUUGUAUAAUAUAAUGUACGAUGUGCCGCGCGACAAACGCGCACGAACACGCGCGCGUAUAUCUGAAGUCUAGAGUAACAUCGAUCUCUCGCCGCGAUUCGCAAAUGGAUAAAUAGCAAUGAGGUGGAAGGGGGGAAAGAGGAAUCGAAAAUCGAUGCUUGAAUUAUUCGCGUUUAUUUCCAAAGUGCGAUUGUGCCGACGAAAAUUUUUGAAAAACGUAUAUCAACACGCAAAUUCCGAUUAAGCGAUGUAAUCCGAUACGCGUUAGCAUUAACACGCGGAUUGUAUUUGAACGCAAAAAUUUUCGUUUUAAUAAACACACGCGCGUUUGCCCGGGGCAUAUUCCGUUACAAAUAUCGCAUAACAUAAUCGGCAGGAGAAACGACAGAUUUGCAUUAUUUCUGUCGCAUUUCUAUUGUUAUCCAAAAUUUAACGAAAAUUGAUAUUUUGAGAAAGAAAACAAAACAAAUAUUGCUUACGCCAAUAGCGUAGCAAUUUGCUUGUAUAUUAUCUCGAUGUAAUCAUAUACCGACCGGCUCAAAUGAAGAUAAAUAAAGUUAGAUCGCCGAUCAAUCACAGGCAGGUGUGUGUGUGUGUGUGUGUGUAUGUAUGUAUGUAUGUGGGAAAACAUCGACUUUUCCGAUUCCCCCGCUGAUGGAUGAUACAGACGAAACGCGAGGCGCAUUUUCCCGAGCGAGUGUCGCCGUCGAUAGCGUUCGUUGUUCCCGCUUGAAGUAGAUUCGUCGCUCCUUAAUUCGUGCCAGAAACGUCGGAAGUUCGUUAAUUACGCCUAUCAUGAUCUUUAGGAGAAACGGUCGUUGGUAUAAUACCCGGUCGGGGAAGAGGGGGAGGGAGGGACUUCAUCCUUCUUAUGGAUGUGGAUCUCCGUCGUCCGAGCGUUGCUUUUGUGCGCCCGGGACAGGACGUCAUUAACGAACAGCAAUUACUUUCCGAGAGAGAUAAUGACGCAACGUUGAGCGACGUCGAGCGACGUUCGUCGUUCGCAAAAAAAAAAAAAAAAAAAAA